Molecule: messenger RNA, 480 nt
Organism: Babesia sp. Xinjiang
Lineage: Eukaryota; Apicomplexa; Aconoidasida; Piroplasmida; Babesiidae
Exons: 1
Coding region: 1-480 (159 amino acids)
Source: RefSeq, a predicted model, not a curated record
AUGGAUAUCAACCUGACACUGACUUUUUACGCCCUACUUCUGUCUGCUCUGUCAUACGGAGUCAGAGCAGAGGGCAGGUGCACAGACGAGGACCUGAUCAAACUUGGUUUUAAGGCAGAACCAAUAACCGAUGAAUCGCUUAUACGACUUGGAGUCACAAGAUAUAUCGUCGACGUAUGGGUACGAUGGAGUGCCAAUAUUAUGCUUUCAGCUCAUCCUAGGAUGACUAUUGCAAGGAUAUAUAGAGAUUUGCUGGAAGAGGGUAUAGAAGGAUUCGAUCCGGAUUGCCUAUACUGCUUUGUUCAAAGGGCAGAAUGUAUACAGGCCUCUUGCCCUGACGCAUGUAAAUCAGACAAUUUGAGCGAUGACUGUGUCAGAUGCACCGAUGUUAAUUGCCGACAUGGAUUCGUAGGCUGUGUCGGCAAAGAGACCAUUAGCCCAGCUGAUCACAAAGACUUUCUGAAAACACGUGGAUUAUAA